Stegastes partitus (bicolor damselfish) is the source of this 696-nucleotide messenger RNA. RefSeq names its product synaptotagmin XV (gene syt15). Lineage: Eukaryota; Metazoa; Chordata; Actinopteri; Pomacentridae. The record is from RefSeq and is a predicted model, not a curated record. Gene Ontology annotation, biological process: calcium-ion regulated exocytosis. Gene Ontology annotation, cellular component: exocytic vesicle; plasma membrane. Gene Ontology annotation, molecular function: phosphatidylserine binding; calcium ion binding; calcium-dependent phospholipid binding. The transcript is spliced from 4 exons. The coding region runs from base 1 to 696 and encodes 231 amino acids.
AUGGCUGACCAGGCGUUGCUGCUGGCUGUCGGUCUCUCUGUGGGUCUGGUGGCGCUGCUGCUGCUCAGUUUAAUGCUUUGCUACCUGCGGAGGAGGAAGAAAGGCCAGAACCAGUACCAGGAGCUGCUGUCCACGGUCCCGUCUUUACCGUCGUUGUCCUCGGCGCCGGUGAUCCUGGUGUCUCAGGGCUCCUGGGCCUCGCCCAGUGAGAUCCCUUUUGCAUUGCCUCCUCGCUUCGUUGCACAAAACCACGGAGAUGUGAAAGAAGAGGAGGCGGAGGUGAAGGAGGAGGAAGAGGAGGAGGAGAAGGAGGAGAAGAAGAUGGAGGCUCGGCGGGACAUUCUGGCUCAUCGCGGGUCGCUGUCAGUGAGAAGUUGGUACCCGGUGGGGACGGUUCUGGCCGGUUUGUACUCGGUUCCUCCUCUGAACGAGGUGGUGGCCCCUCCUCCGGGCAUGUCCACCCGCCUCUGCUUCUCCGUGGAGUAUCGAUACAGCAGCGAGCAGCUCGUGGUCUCUUUGCUCCGCCUCGGCAACCUCCCUCCACGUUUCCACGGCAACGUCACGCUGGUGGAGCUCCGGCUUCUCCCCGACGACCGGAGGCCUCGCCAGGCCAAGGCCCGGGGAACAGGGCCCGACCCCGAGUUUAACGACUCCUUCGUUUUCCAGGUGAAGCCACAGAAGUUACCCAAAGUUUAA